Molecule: messenger RNA, 2181 nt
Organism: Prunus armeniaca (apricot)
Lineage: Eukaryota; Viridiplantae; Streptophyta; Magnoliopsida; Rosales; Rosaceae
Source: the annotation of a GenBank genome assembly
AUGGGCACGCAGAAAAAAGGUGCAUCUAGGGGUUCAGAGGACCCUGUGGAAUUGGCACGUGUCCCUUUGCAGGCCAUCCUCUUAGCUGAUAGUUUUACUACCAAAUUCCGACCCAUCACCCUCGAGCGCCCCAAAGUGCUGUUGCCAUUGGUUAAUGUCCCGAUGAUCAAUUACACCUUAGCGUGGCUCGAGUCUGCUGGCGUUGAGGAGGUUUUUGUUUUUUGCUGUGCUCAUUCUAUACAAGUGAUUGAUUAUUUGGAGAGUUCCGAGUGGUUUUCUCAACCAAACUUCACAGUCACAACGAUUGAGUCACAUAACUCUGUUAGCGCUGGAGAUGCUCUUCGCUUGAUUUAUGAGCGCAACGUGAUAAAUGGAGAUUUUGUCCUAAUUAGCGGGGAUACGGUGAGCAACAUGUCGCUUACUCAGGUGCUUCAAGAACAUAAAGAGAGAAGAAAAAAAGAUAGUAAUGCUGUGAUGACAGUAGUUAUAAAACGGUCAAAGCCUUCUCAGAUCACUCACCAAUCUCGACUUGGCACUGAUGAGCUGUUUAUGGCAAUAGAUCCUAAUACAAAGCAGCUUUUAUAUUACGAGGACAAGGCAGACCAUGCAAAAGGAUAUAUAUAUCUGGAUAAGUUGUUGCUCGCUGAUAACCCUUCAAUUACUCUACAUAAUGACAAGCAGUCCUCAGCCCUUUUCACAGACAAUUUUGAUUAUCAACAUCUACGCCGUCAUUUUCUGAAGGGAUUGCUUGUUGACGAUAUUAUGGGUUACAAAAUAUUCACACAUGAAAUUCACUCGAGUUAUGCGGCUAGGAUUGACAACUUCCGAAGCUAUGAUACAAUUAGUAAGGACAUAAUUCAGAGAUGGACUUAUCCUUUGGUGCCAGAUGUGAAGUUUUUUGGGAACUCUUCAAUAAAACUGGAAAGACAGGGGAUGUAUCGAGCAUCGGAAAUAGGGCAAUCACGCUCUGCACAGAUUGGUCCUUUUACAGUCAUUGGGAGUGGCACAAAGAUUGGGAACACCACUAAAAUUUCAAAUUCUGUUAUUGGGGAAGGGUGCUCUAUUGGAUCAAAUGUUUCCAUAGAAGGUUCCUAUAUAUGGGAUAAUGUCACCAUUGAAGAUGGCUGCAAGCUAAGGCAUGCUAUAGUAUGUGAUGGAGUGAUAGUAAAGUCCGGAGCAGUCUUGGAACCUGGUGUUGUUUUGUCCUUCAAGGUUGUUGUAGGGCGACAGUUUAUUGUCCCUCCAUACUCAAAGGUAUCUCUACUUCAGCAGCCAACUAAGCAAGACAGUGACGAAGAGCUGGAGUAUGCUGACAAUAGCAUUGGGAUUGCAGAAAUUUCAUCUCUCACACAUACAGUGGAUAAACUAAAUGGGGAAAUAACAAACCAACCAUUUGAGACACAAUGUUGGCCUACAUCUGAGCUUGGUACUGGUGGGGCUGGUUAUGUUUGGUCAAUUUGUGAAGGAGGCCAUGAUGAGGAGUGGAGGCAUUCAGUUGCUCCCAUUCCUGCUGACAAACUUUCUGAAGCAAUACAUGCUGCAGAUGAUGAUUUGGAGCUUACUCAAGAUGGCAGAUCCCUCCCACCUUCAGGAGAGUUAAAACCUGAUUCUAAUGAUUCUGAAUACGAUGAUGAUGGAGAGUCUAGAGAUGAUUCUAUCUACUUUGAGAAAGAGGUCGAAGCAACCUUUCUAAGAGCUGUGCAUGAAAAUAUAACAGUAGACCAUGUCAUCUUAGAAGUGAAUUCACUGAGGUUGUCAUACAACAAGGUAGCUGCAGACUGUGCUGGAGGUUUAUUUUAUUCACUGAUGAAAUUGGCAUUAGAAACCCCACAUGAUUCAGCAAGUGAAUUGGUUCAAGCUAUUACUAAUGUACUUGCAAAAUGGAAAAAACUGCUGAAGUAUUACCUAGCAGAAAUAGAUGAGGAGAUUGAGGUAAUACUUAAACUUGAAGAAAUUUGCGAGUCCACUAAGGAAUUUGCCCCCGUGUUUGAUAAGAUACUGUAUCAACUGUAUGACCUUGAAGUUAUACAAGAAGAAGCUAUUCUAAGGUGGGAUGAUGAGAAGAAAGAUGCUGAUGAAUCAGAUAAAUUUUUUGUUAAGCAGGCGGAAAAGUUUAUUCAAUGGUUGAGAGAGGCAUCCGAAGAAGAAGAAGAAGAAGAAGAAGAAGAAGAUGAAGAAUAG